This is a messenger RNA of Candidozyma haemuli, 1728 nucleotides long. It is a transcript of the gene GGA2, whose product is annotated as phosphatidylinositol 4-phosphate-binding protein. Gene Ontology annotation, cellular component: trans-Golgi network. Lineage: Eukaryota; Fungi; Ascomycota; Pichiomycetes; Serinales; Metschnikowiaceae. Gene Ontology annotation, biological process: protein transport to vacuole involved in ubiquitin-dependent protein catabolic process via the multivesicular body sorting pathway; Golgi to vacuole transport; Golgi to endosome transport. The record is from RefSeq and is a predicted model, not a curated record. Gene Ontology annotation, molecular function: phosphatidylinositol binding; ubiquitin binding. The transcript is spliced from 2 exons. The coding region runs from base 1 to 1728 and encodes 575 amino acids.
AUGGGUGAAUCCUUUUCCCUUUCGAAGAUCAAUCCUAAGCUCUUAAGGCGGAUCUGUACGCCUACAUUGACGGAGCCCAACUUGGCUCUUAAUCUUGAAAUCUGUGACUAUGUCAAUGCCAAACAGGGCUCUACGCCUAGAGAAGCUGCUGUGGCUGUGGUGAAACUUAUCAACCAGAGAGAUCCACAGACUGCUGAGUUGGCGCUUGCGCUUUUGGACCACUUGGUCAAGAACUGUGGGUACCCAUUCCAGCUCCAGAUCUCUCGUAAGGAGUUCUUGAACGAAUUGGUGAAGAAGUUCCCAGAAAGACCUACGUUGCGUUAUUCUCGUGUCCAGCGUCUUAUCUUGGCCCAGAUUGAAGAGUGGUACCAGACCAUUUGUAAGACUUCCAAGUAUAAGAGCGACUUCGGCUACAUCAGAGAUAUGCACCGUUUAUUGGCCAACAAGGGGUAUGUGUUCCCUGAGGUCAAUGUUGAAGAUGCCGCUGUUUUGAACCCAUCCGAUACGCUUAAGUCGUUGGACGAUAUCCAGAAAGAGGAGGCCGUGGUGCACAGCGCCAAGUUGCAAGAGUUGAUCAGAAGAGGUAAGCCACAAGACUUGCAGGAGGCCAACCGUUUGAUGAAGCUUAUGGCUGGAUUUAAAGACAAUUCGGAGGAGAACAAGAAGAAGGUCACUGACGAUGUGGCCCGUUUGAAGAGAAAGACCGAGAUUUUUGCUGAAAUGCUCAAUUCCGUCGAAACUUCAGGCGCUGGCAUUUCCAAUGACAACGAGACCAUUUCUGACCUUUAUGGACAGAUCAAGUCAUCCCAUCCAAUCGUUACGAAGAUUGUCGAGGAAGAGCACGACGACGAGAGCUACGUGCUGGAGCUCUUGGGCCUCAAUGACUUUAUCAACCAAUUGUUGGAGAAAUACCAGUUGUUGAAGACAGGCAACUCUGAACAGGCCGCCCAGAUCAAGGUCAGCGGCGGUGCGCUGGGCGCUGCGGCCGCCAAGGAGUUGAACUUGAUCGACUUUGACGACGACGAACCGCUUACUGGUGACAACACCGGUAAAGACCAGCAGGGUUACAACGACUUGCUCAGCGACUUGAGCAAUUUGAACUUUGGCGGUGGUGGAGCCCCCUCGUCCACCGCUGGCGGUGUCAACCCCUUGGACCUUUAUGGAGCUGGUGGCUCUAUCUCUCUCGGCGCACCUUCUGCUCCUUCUCAGCCUGCUCCAUCUAUUGGCUCGAGUGCUUCCCAGCAAUCAUCGUCUCUGCAAGCACCUCAGAAGUCUGCUUUUGACUUUGACUUGCUCUCAGACUUUAAGUCUCCAUCGCCAGAGCUCCAAAGCAACAAUAACACAUUCAACUCUGCUAGAGCCUCUCAGGUGCAAACCUCAGGCAAGCAGAAUGCCCAAUCGAUUAUUGAAGUGGAUGGCUUCAAGGUCGAGGCUGAACCUCAUAGCGACUCGUCGCCUACUUUCUACAAGGCUCGUUUGUACAUGAGCAACACUCUGGACGUGACCAAAUCGGACGUUUUGCUCUCGAUUGCCGUGCCAAAGGGAUGCAAGUUGGACUUGAAGCCACAAAGCGGGAACCUUAUCUACGGCCACACCACAAGACACAUUUCCCAGGAUGUCACCAUAGAAAACCCUGCAAACAAGGCGUUGAAGGUGAAGUGGAAGCUUCUGUACACUGCUGCUUCUAGAGCUCACGAGCAGACUGGCGUGAGCGUAUUGACUGAAUAA